Paramecium sonneborni is the source of this 2649-nucleotide messenger RNA. NCBI's taxonomy places the organism in Eukaryota, Ciliophora, Oligohymenophorea, Peniculida, Parameciidae. The record is from the annotation of a GenBank genome assembly.
AUGUAAAAUGAGAGAUAUUUAAUAGAAAUUCCUUUAUUAAAAAAUGAUAGAGAAUCAGAUCAGAGAGAUUAAAUGAUAGAAAUGCAAGUUUUUAAAAGUUUGCAUGAGAAUGAGUUUGAGAAGCAUUAAAAAAAAGAUGAAAUAUUAGAGAUUGAAUCGAAUAAAUUAUAAUAGAUAUUGGAGGCAAAAAGCUAAUGGAAGACACUUUUAAAAGGAUGGAAAAAAGAAGAGAAUAAGUAAUAGCAAAAUGAUGAUCAUUAUUUUGGAUUUUAAUAUAAUAAAUUAUUAGAAAUCUUUGAUUUAAAUUAAAUAUUGAAAGAAGCUUAAAGUAACUUAAUGAAAUAUGAUCAAGAGAAGGAUUUUAAAGAGAAGAGAUUGAAAAUUUAGAUUGAAAAAUUAAAUGAAUUAGGAGGUAUAUAUGGUCUAUAGAAUUUUUUGAAGACUUGUAUUAAAUAAGGUUUAGAUGAUACAAAUGAUUAUGAUUUGAAAAUGAGAGAAAAAUAUUUUGGGAAGAAUGAGAAACCUUAAAUAGCUAUAAAAAGUGUACUUUAGAUAAUAAUUGAAUAAUUUCAAAAAGAAAGACUAUUUUAAUUGUUAUUGAUAAUAACAACAAUUAAUAUAAUAAUUAAUUUUCAUGAGAAUAUAUAGGUAUACUUGAUGUACAUAGUAAUGUUAAUAAUAAUGGUAGUGUAUAAGGGUGUGAUAAAAUAGUCAUAUAAUAAGGAGAUAGUGUAACAUUAAAAUGAUAUAAAGGAGAGGAGUAAACAUUUGAUAAAGAGAUGUAAUGUAUUAAGAAAUGGAGAUGAUUCAAUAUAGAUUCAUAAUAGUUAAUUGGUGGUUGGAGACAUAUUGAUAUUUAAACAAGGAGAUUUCAUUUAAUGUGACGGUAUAAUAUCAAAAUUAUAAAAUUGCAAUGGAAUAGAAGUGUUGCAACCAUUUCCGAAUCUUUUUAAUACUCAUGAGGUUAAGAGUAUAGAUGAAGUGAAGGAUUAACAUAUUUAAAUGGAUGAGUAGAUUUAAUCAAAUUUAAGUUUAAUAGACAAUUUCAUAUUUGCUGGUUCAUAGAUUAUAAAGGGAUCUGGUUAAUUGUUGGUUUGUAGUGUGGGAUAGUAAUCAUCUGAUUAUAUUUAAUAUAAGUAAUCAUUUUUGGAGGAUACUAAAACAGAAAAAUAGAGAACAACUUAUUUGAAAUAGAAUUCAAUGUAUAAUCCUUUUGCUUUUAAGAUUGAAUCAUUCAUGAAUAAGAUUGGAAUAUAAUGUAUAAUAUGUUUACUUAUAUUAUUGGUGAUCUUACUUAUUAGAAAUAAGGAAUUAAUUAAUAUAACUUAAAUAUUAUUGUAUUUAUCUUAAUUGUCUAUAAUAACGAUACCUACUUAAUUACUUUAAUUGAUAAAUUUAUUUAUGAUUUAUGUUAUAAAAAAGUGUAGAUAAAGAAGUAUUUACAUAUAGGAUUAUUUAUCUUUAUAUUGGUUAGGGUAAGUUAAUGAAAUGAUUAUUGAUAAAAUAGAUAACAAAGUUACUAUGUUUAGUAAAUCAUAAAUAAAUAUUAGAUAUUUUACUCAUUUAUAAUUAGAAGAUGCAUUUAAUGUAGCAAUUUAAACAGAUCUUGUAAAGGAAGAUGAAGUUAAUGAUAGAUAUAUUGAAGGAAGUUAAUUAAGUAGUAGUUUUGAAUAGAAAAACAAAUUUAUAUUUUUGAGUAGAAGAUUAGCAUGUCCAACUUUAGAUCACUUAAAAUUAGAGAAGAUUUAAUCAAGUAAAACUUUAGAAUUACUAGAAUAGUAAUAAUAGAAAUUCUAAUUUUAAGGAAUUAUUGAUUAAUAAAAGCUUUAUGAAGAAAUUAAAAAUAAAAAUAUAAUAAUUGGUGGAAAUUCUGAAAGAAAAGAAUAAUUAAUAAAUUUACUUAAACUUUAUGAUAAAAUAAUAUUUAUGAAAGGAGAAGAAAAUGAUGGAAAAGCUAUGGAAAUGGCACAUGUUAGUAUAGGACCUCAUGAAUCUAGAUCAUGUAUAAAAUUAUUCAAUCAUCUUGAAUAAACAGAUUAUAGUUACAUUUCUUCUAUGUAUGAAUGUAUAAGUUAAGGAAGGGCAGUUUAUUUUUAUAUUUUAUCUUACUCUUAUGCUUUAGCUUGUACAUCAUAAACUAUUAUGAUUUUUGCAAUAUUCUCUGCCAUUUUAUCGGAUGAUAUUUUCAUUAUGCCAAUUCCAACUUUUAUACUCUUUUAUCUCACUCUUAAUCAUUUUUCGUAUUAGGUUUAAAAAUAAUGUAAUGAAGAUGUCUAAACUUAUGUUAUGCAUAAAGGACCUUAUACUAAAUAAGGGAGAAUCCUUGAUAGACAUACUACCAGAAAAUUAUAUAAAUUACAUUCCAUCUUAAUCAUUGAACUCCUUAUUGCUUAUUAUUAUGGAUAUUUUCAAUCUGUUUAGGAUAUCUAUAUUGGAUUAUUAUUUACCAAACAUGUUUUUAUUAUGGUUAAACCUAUUAAAUAAGUUUUAUAAUAAAUUGAAGGUAUUAUUUAUGGAUUGAUCAUUAAUUUAAUCAAUUAAUUCAUUACACAGACAAAUUAAGAUUAUCAUAGUAUCUCAAUACUCUUGAGAAACUAUUCUAUUGGUCUUAUAGUAGUAGCAUUUAAUUUAUUUGUUGGAUAUAAAUGA